Molecule: messenger RNA, 1951 nt
Organism: Haliotis rufescens (red abalone)
Lineage: Eukaryota; Metazoa; Mollusca; Gastropoda; Lepetellida; Haliotidae
Product: tubulin alpha-3 chain-like
Exons: 3
Coding region: 175-1527 (450 amino acids)
Biological process (GO): mitotic cell cycle; microtubule cytoskeleton organization
Cellular component (GO): cytoplasm; microtubule
Molecular function (GO): structural constituent of cytoskeleton; GTP binding
Source: RefSeq, a predicted model, not a curated record
AAAAUGCUGGAGACAAAAUGUUGAUAGCGACAGCCGUCGCGCGACUGUCUUGCCAAACGUGUCCAAUAUAAUUGAUCACCACUGUUGGCAAAGUUUCAUUCGUCUCGCCAGUCUCCAUCGAAAAGGUUCGAGCGAGUUCGUCUUUGGCAGGUCACAUACUGUUCUAAGCUCAACAUGAGGGAAUGUAUCUCCAUCCACGUCGGCCAGGCCGGAUGUCAGAUGGGCAAUGCAUGCUGGGAGUUGUAUUGUCUGGAGCACGGCAUCCAGCCUGAUGGUCAGAUGCCCUCAGACAAGACCCUCGGGGGUGGGGACGACUCUUUCAACACCUUCUUCAGCGAGACUGGAGCAGGGAAACACGUCCCCAGGGCCGUCUUCGUCGACCUUGAACCUACAGUUGUCGAUGAGGUCCGUACCGGCACCUACCGCCAGCUGUUCCACCCCGAGCAACUGAUCACCGGCAAGGAGGACGCCGCCAACAACUACGCCCGUGGUCACUACACAGUUGGCAAGGAGCUCAUUGACCUUGUCCUUGACCGAAUCAGGAAACUAGCUGACCAGUGCACUGGACUCCAGGGCUUUCUCAUUUUCCACAGCUUCGGUGGUGGCACUGGCUCCGGCUUCACUUCACUGCUUCUUGAGCGUCUUAGCGUCGAUUACGGCAAGAAAUCCAAGCUAGAGUUUGCUAUCUAUCCAGCUCCUCAGGUUUCUACUGCUGUCGUGGAGCCCUACAACUCCAUCCUGACCACCCACACCACCCUGGAGCACUCUGAUGUCGCCUUCAUGGUCGACAACGAGGCUAUUUACGAUAUCUGCAGACGUAACCUUGACAUUGAGCGUCCAACGUACACCAACCUAAACCGUCUGAUUGGUCAAAUCGUCAGCUCCAUCACUGCCUCUCUCCGAUUUGACGGUGCCCUGAACGUUGAUCUGACCGAGUUUCAGACCAACUUGGUGCCCUACCCACGUAUCCACUUCCCUCUGGCUACCUAUGCACCAGUUAUCUCCGCCGAGAAAGCCUACCACGAACAACUCUCUGUCGCGGAAAUUACCAACGCUUGUUUCGAGCCCGCCAACCAGAUGGUGAAAUGCGACCCCCGACACGGUAAAUACAUGGCCUGUUGUCUGCUGUACCGUGGUGAUGUCGUACCAAAAGAUAUCAAUGCUGCCAUCGCCACAAUCAAGACCAAGAGAACCAUCCAGUUCGUCGACUGGUGUCCCACUGGUUUCAAGAUCGGCAUCAACUACCAACCACCAACUGUUGUCCCCGGUGGUGACCUGGCCAAGGUCCAGAGAGCCGCCUGCAUGUUGGCAAAUACAACAGCCAUCGCCGAGGCCUGGGCUCGCCUUGACCACAAGUUCGACCUGAUGUACGCCAAGCGUGCCUUCGUCCACUGGUACGUGGGUGAGGGUAUGGAGGAGGGAGAGUUCUCCGAGGCCCGUGAAGACUUGGCAGCCCUGGAGAAGGACUACGAGGAGGUCGGUAUUGAUUCCGUGCAGGAUGAACAGGAAGAAGGAGAGGAAUACUAGACACGGACACCUUGGUCAUUACAGCCACAGCGUUUUCCUUCCUUAUUAACUAUAUGGAUAUUCUUUGAAAAAAUAACAUCCGUCCAGGCAUAUGUGAUCUCUAGCUUUACUUAUCAGCUUCUCUUAUAUGCAAUCCAAUCGCGUUCUUUGCUUAUCCAUCCUCGAUGUUGUAUUUUUAUCAAUUAGUGAGUGAGUUAGGCUUAACGCCGUUUUGAGCAGUAUUCCAGUUAUAUCACGGCGUGUCAGUUUAAUGUUUGAGGAAAGCCUUUCUCUCAUAGAUCUAUACUCGGUUUUCCAUAUCCAGUCGAAUUUACGCGCAAAUCUGUCUUUCUUGUGUAAAUAUGGUCUCUCGGGACCAUUGUUACUUAAUGGAUACCAGUGUUGAUAUACUGUAUAGAAAUGAAUAAAGUAUCACUAUCAUCUA